AUGCCGGGCACCAGGAUGGUCGCCGUCCAUAGCCCUCCCCUGUUUAAUUCGGCCGAGCCACUGCUGCUGCGCCAAGUCCUGCAGGUGCAGGCAUACUCGGCACAAUCACACCAGCGGAUGGAGACCACGUCGCCCGGAAGAGGUUCCUGCAGGCAAGAACGCGGCGACCACCGGGCUCUAACUUUUAUGUGUGCCUCGCCGCUGCAAGCGCAUUUACUCGGAACCUCUGAGGAAUAG
Molecule: messenger RNA, 237 nt
Organism: Penicillium bovifimosum
Lineage: Eukaryota; Fungi; Ascomycota; Eurotiomycetes; Eurotiales; Aspergillaceae
Exons: 1
Coding region: 1-237 (78 amino acids)
Source: RefSeq, a predicted model, not a curated record